CGCUGCGUCCCGUCCCUGCCUUAAUCCCGCCCCCGUGGCGGGAAAAGCGAGCCGGGCAGGGGGUGUAUCCCAGCGCUUUAACCCAGCCAAUCAGCGCGGGGCUUGGCAGCGCCGUAGCCAAUCGCUGAGCCCCGUCCUCGCGGUGAUGGCGGCGGCCGAGGACGCGGCUCCGGUGCUGAAGGAGGGACCCGGGGAGCGCCCGGUCCCGUCGGUGCCUCCGGAUCCCAAGGAGCAGGAGCCGGAGCCGGGGGGGGGGAUCCCCGGGGCCGCCCCCCCCCAAGCCCGGCCCCGGAGCAGCAGCAUCGUGGUCAGCCCGCGGCAGCGAGGGAACCCGGUGCUGCGCUUCAUCCGCAACGUCCCAUGGGAGUACGGGGACGUCGUCGCCGACUACGUCCUGGGGCAGAGCUCCUGCGCCCUCUUCCUCAGCCUGCGCUACCACCACCUUCACCCCGAUUACAUCCAUCAGCGCCUGCGGGAGCUGGGCCGGGGCUUCGUGCUGCGGGUGCUGCUGCUGCAGGUGGACGUGAAGGAUCCCCAGCGAGCACUGAAGGACCUGGCCAAGAUUUGUGUCCUGAGCGACUGCACCCUCCUGCUGGCCUGGAGUGUGCGGGUCCCAUUGACUCCAAUGUGGGGGCCCCAUCGAUCCCAUUGUGAGGGUCCCACUGCCCCACUGUGGGGGUCCCCUCACCCCCUAUGUGUGGGUCCCUUUGCCCCCCAGAUGAGCGACUGCUUGACCAGCAUCAGGGCAGUGAACAGGACGGACGCCCUGAGCCUGCUCAGCACCUUUGGGUCACUUGCAGCAAUGGCUGCCGCCACCAAGGAGGAUUUAUCCCUUUGUCCCGGUGUGGGGCCCCAAAAGGCCAAGCGCCUCUUUGAUGUCCUGCAUGAGCCCUUCCUGCAGACCCCCAAGUGAGCGCCGACCCCAAUCCAUAAUAAAAUGGGCUUUAUCCAUGGAA
Molecule: messenger RNA, 956 nt
Organism: Pezoporus occidentalis (night parrot)
Lineage: Eukaryota; Metazoa; Chordata; Aves; Psittaciformes; Psittacidae
Gene: ERCC1
Product: ERCC excision repair 1, endonuclease non-catalytic subunit
Exons: 8
Coding region: 146-913 (255 amino acids)
Biological process (GO): UV-damage excision repair; mitotic recombination
Cellular component (GO): ERCC4-ERCC1 complex; nucleus; nucleotide-excision repair factor 1 complex
Molecular function (GO): single-stranded DNA binding; damaged DNA binding
Source: RefSeq, a predicted model, not a curated record